Molecule: messenger RNA, 2045 nt
Organism: Schistocerca serialis cubense
Lineage: Eukaryota; Metazoa; Arthropoda; Insecta; Orthoptera; Acrididae
Gene: Ssl1
Product: general transcription factor IIH subunit 2
Exons: 7
Coding region: 464-1708 (414 amino acids)
Biological process (GO): nucleotide-excision repair; regulation of transcription by RNA polymerase II; DNA-templated transcription
Cellular component (GO): transcription factor TFIIH core complex; transcription factor TFIIH holo complex
Molecular function (GO): zinc ion binding
Source: RefSeq, a predicted model, not a curated record
AAGUUACUACCAGUAAGGUGAAAGACAAAAUUAUAUAAAUCUUGAAUAUUGUAUUGCAAACUUACGGCCUUAUAGUGCAAUACCAGUUAUUUCCGAAAUGCGUCGGUUCAGUCACUUCUGAGGGACACUUGCGAUAUGACAUUAAUAGCACUUCUGCAACUUACAAACAUUGCUCGAAGCAAAGCGAGCCGCCCUGAGGUUCGAUAUGCGCUUUGUGUUCUUUUCCGCCAAAGUGGCUAUGCUCAGUACAUAUUGCGUUGUCGUCUUGGUUAUUCAUUGUUAGUGAGAAAGUGAAACUCCGCUGUAACCAAGAGGAAGAAAUACAUACGGUUGUUACCGAAUCAGCGAGUGCAGAUUAUUUCGUGUGUAGUGAUGCUUGUGUCUAUGCUGCAUCAACAGUUUCUCAGUGAUUGGUCCACCGAAAGGAGUUAGAUUUGGAACGCCAAUACUAGUAAAUCGUGAGAUGGCUGAAGAAGAAGAAACCGGAAAGGAAUAUCGGUGGGAAACUGGAUAUGAAAAGACUUGGGAAGCAAUCAAGGAAGAUGAGGAAGGUCUUCUUGAAGGAUCUGUUGCGGAUAUCAUCCAAAGAGCAAAGAGACGAAGACAGGCAGACAGGCGUGGAAAUGUUCGUCUUGGUAUGAUGAGACAUCUUUACCUAAUUGUUGACUUUUCAGAAGCAAUGUCAAAUCAAGAUCUGAAACCAACAAGACAUCUUUGCUCCAUUAAGCUUUUGGAAUCUUUCAUCGAUGAAUUUUUUGACCAAAAUCCAAUUAGUCAGCUUGGUAUAAUCAUAACAAGGAACAAGCGAGCUGAAAAAAUUACUGAACUUGCAGGCAAUCCAAGAAAACAUAUAAAGGCGGUAAGACAGCUUGCAGAAGCAACAUGCAGUGGGGAACCUUCUCUUCAAAAUGCUCUAGAACUGUCUCUGAGGUCUUUGCGUCUUCUGCCAUCCCAUGCAAGCAGAGAAGUCCUUGUUAUAUUUGGUAGCCUUACUACUUGUGAUCCUGGAGAUAUAACAGUCACCAUAGAGUCUCUGAAAAAGCAAGGUGUACGGUGCUCAGUAGUGGGCCUAGCAGCAGAAGUACACGUAUGUCGUCGCCUAAGCCGAGAGACUGGGGGUGAGUUUGGUGUUGUUCUCGAUGACUGCCACUACCGUGACCAACUUUUUAUGCAUGUUGAGCCACCACCAGCUGCAUCCUGCCUGGAAUCUUCACUUAUUAAAAUGGGCUUCCCACACCACACCACAGCAGAGGGGAAAGAAACUCCUCUCACCAUCUGCAUGUGCCAUUUAGAUGUACCAGCAGCAGAAGCCAAAGGUGUGAGCCAUAGUGGAGCAGGAUACUUCUGCCCUCAAUGUUGUAGUCGAUAUUGUGAACUGCCUGUUGAAUGCCGAGCAUGUGGGCUCACACUUGUCUCUGCACCUCAUUUGGCCCGUUCUUACCAUCAUUUGUUUCCUGUGGAAAAUUUUGUUGAAAUGGAACAAAAUCUUGAUCUUCACAAACAGUGCUACGCCUGUCAGAGGUCAUAUGGAGAUCAUGAUAAACAUGUGUAUGAGUGUGGACGUUGCAGUCAAGUGUUUUGUUUGGACUGUGACUUGUUUAUCCAUGAUACGUUGCAUACGUGUCCGGGAUGUGCUACGAAUCAACAGACUUUCCAUCUUAUGGGAAGCGGUGAUAAUGGAAGUUCACUUUCUGUGAAUUUAAUAUGAAUAAAGACCGAGAUACUUGAUGCCUGAGUCCAAAUCAUGUUAUUAUUUUUAUAAUGUAUUGGUAUUUAAGUAUGUAAUUACUUCAUUUGAUCAGAUCAUUUUUUAAACUGUUUUUUUAUUACAUUAUUUUGGCCCUGAGGUUACAUGAAUGAACACUGUAUGAAUUUGUGUGUUAUAUUACAUUUAUGUGGAGUGCAGUAGCACUGCAGUGUUUACAUUUUUUUCCUGUGUAGUUGCAAAGAGACAAUUAAUUGCUCCAUAGGAUCUUUUAAGUGUCUAGUACUUUCUGAAUCCAAGUAUCUUUUUAAAAUGUUUGUGUAUGAACAAGUUUUCAAAU